Messenger RNA from Linum tenue, 1755 nucleotides. Lineage: Eukaryota; Viridiplantae; Streptophyta; Magnoliopsida; Malpighiales; Linaceae. The record is from the annotation of a GenBank genome assembly.
AUGCCAUCACAUUGCUAUAAGCAAGCCUUGGGCAGUCCAAGGUGUUCCGGUAUGGCUCCGUUUAUCGCGAAUUCCUUGGGCUGCCUCCUCUUGCUCUUCUUAGCCUCUUCCUCCACCUUCUCUGAUGCCCUGACGGACUUGGAGGUGCAGUACAUCGCCCACCGCCAGCUCCUCACGUUCGACCAGAGCGGAAAGGAGGUGGGGGACCAGACCGGCGGCGGCGGCGGUCUGGACCCCAACCUCAAGUUCGAGAACCCGAGGCUGAAGAACGCGUACAUCGCCUUGCAGGCGUGGAAGAAGGGCAUCUACUCCGACCCUUUCAACUUCACGGCCAACUGGGUGGGGCCCGAUGUAUGCAAGUACAGCGGUGUCUUCUGCGCCCCGGCGCAGGAUGGCUCCAAAUUGAACGUCGUAGCGGGCAUCGAUCUCAACCACCAGGACAUCGCGGGGUACCUGCCCCAGGAGCUCGGCCUGCUCACCGACCUGGCCCUGUUCCACCUGAACUCGAACCGGUUUUGCGGCAUCAUCCCGAUGUCGUUCUGCAACAUGUCCAUCAUGUUCGAGUUCGACGUCAGCAACAACCGCCUCGUGGGCUCCUUCCCGCAGGCCGUCCUGUGCUGGAAGGAGGCCAAGUUCGUCGACAUCAGGUUCAACAACUUCGAGGGCUGUAUCCCGCCGGAGAUCUUCACCAGGCCGCUCGACGCCCUGUUCCUGAACAACAACCGCUUCUCGUGCUCGAUCCCCCCGACCCUCGGGAGGUCCACCGUCAGCGUCGUCACCAUGGCCUUCAACAACAUAUCAGGCUGCAUCCCUCACUCCAUCGGAGCGAUGCCCAACGUCCAGGAGAUUAUGCUGGCGGGGAACAGCCUCGGCGGCUGUUUUCCUUCGGAGAUCGGGAACCUGAGGAACGUGACAGUGCUCGACGUCAGCGGCAGCGGGUUCGUGGGCCCCAUCCCUUCUAGCUUUGCUCAGCUGAAGAGCGUCGAGAGGUUGGACAUUUCGUGCAACAGGAUGACCGGUUCGAUCCCCGAGGAGAUCUGCAAGCUGCCGGCGCUGAAGAAUUUCACGUUCGCUUCGAAUUUCUUCACCGGAGUUGCCCCGGCUUGCAAUCCGCAGUCGAGGAAGGAUGUUGUGAUCGACGACGGCAACAAUUGCCUGGCGGGGAGACCAAUGCAGAAGCCGGCGAAGGAUUGCGAUCCCGCGGUUACGAAACCCGUGGAUUGUAGCAAGGACGUUUGCAGUGGCGGCGGCAGUCCGCCGAAGAAGGCGGAGUCGCCGACCGAAGAUCCGCAUUUGCCGGCGAGCGGCGGAAUGAGUCACCCUCCACCGCCGGCACCCGUUCAUUCCCCUCCACCGCCGGUUCAAUCACCACCACCACCGGCACCGGUCCACUCCCCUCCACCACCGGUUCUAUCGCCACCACCACCGGCGCCAGUCCAUUCCCCUCCACCGCCGGUUCAAUCUCCACCACCACCUGCGCCGGUCCAUUCUCCUCCACCUCCGGUUCACUCCCCGCCUCCGCCGGUCCAUUCUCCACCACCACCGGUUCACUCCCCACCACCACCGCCGGUUCAAUCUCCGCCACCGCCAGUACACUCCCCUCCUCCGCCGGUAGUCCAAAAGCCACCGCCAAAGCCGGAGCAAUCCACUCCACCACCGGCGAAAUCAUCGCCGCCUCAACCGGACGUUGUCCUUCCGCCAAACCUUGGGUACCAGUACUCGUCUCCUCCGCCGCCGAUGUUCCCAGGCUAUUAA